AUGAUCAAUCUGAUCGAGUAUCAGGUGGUCGUCUUCAUCAAACUGUGGUUUAAUGAUAUUUGUUUUGAUCGACAACGUUGUGCUUCUAUAACAGUGAAAGACACAUUUAAUGAUCGAUUUGCUGAAAAUGUUGCAAAUGAAUUAAGUAAACAACGUUAUUUAAAACCAUUUGUUAUUUUUAAUAAAUGGCGUCGUAAAAAAUUUGAUUUUACUUAA
Molecule: messenger RNA, 216 nt
Organism: Rotaria sp. Silwood2
Lineage: Eukaryota; Metazoa; Rotifera; Eurotatoria; Philodinida; Philodinidae
Source: the annotation of a GenBank genome assembly